Messenger RNA from Amborella trichopoda, 3100 nucleotides. RefSeq names its product translocase of chloroplast 90, chloroplastic. Gene Ontology annotation, biological process: protein targeting to chloroplast. The record is from RefSeq and is a predicted model, not a curated record. Gene Ontology annotation, cellular component: chloroplast outer membrane. NCBI's taxonomy places the organism in Eukaryota, Viridiplantae, Streptophyta, Magnoliopsida, Amborellales, Amborellaceae. Gene Ontology annotation, molecular function: GTP binding; GTPase activity.
GAAAUGUGGGUUUCAUAUCUCUGUGAUUACGAUUCAGAUAGAUAAGGAGGAGGAAGGUAGAGAAGAAAAUAGGACUGGGCUCAUAGCCUUUAUCGAGAGAGAAAAUGGAAGAAGGAAGAAGAAAGACGUCAUGGCCUACACGAACCCUAAUGGAAGAGGCCUAACUGAUUUUUAGAGAGAGACAAGGAAGAUGGGAUGCUGAAUUGGGAUAGUUCGAAGAGGGGUUUUCUCUGAUUUGGGAUGUUGUUUGAGAGAAAGCCCUAACUAUAUUGAUUUGUGAAGAAGCCCUAACUGAUUUUGACGCAGAGAAAAGGAAGAGGGUUUUUCAUUUUAUUGGGGAAACAACCAGCAGAGCUGAAGGAUUAGGUUUGAGGAAUUAAUCCUUACAAUUGCUCCUAUGACGAGGGAUUUUUAAGUCAAUAGUUAGAGAGAUAAAGGGGUUUCCAUUUGACGAUGAAGACCUUUAAGGAUUGGAUUUCGUGGAAAUCUUUGCUCUCUGCAAGACCACUUUCAGGCAGCGAUAGCUUCCUUGAAGAGGACGAGACCCGUAGGCACGAAGAUGUCGAUGUUGCAGCUUCAGGAACUCCCCCUGGUUCAUCAGGGACUGCAUCUACAACUUCUGCUUGUCCUGCUAAUGGCAUCCAAUCCAGCGCAUCUUGCCCCUAUUUUCCACCUGUGGUGAUGGAGGAUUGUCAUUCUUCCCCCCACUAUCCUGAUGGUAAAAGCAGUGACAUAUUGGAAAAACUUGAUGCACUUCAAGUAAACUUUUUGCGCCUUGUUCAUAGACUGGGGCAAUCAUCACAGAAUCUUGUGGUUGCACAGGUCUUGUACAGAUUAGAACUCACUAAGCAAAUAAGAGCCAGUGAUUCCAAUGCCCGAAGUGUUGGUCUUAGCAUAGAUAGAGUUAAAACAAUAGCAAGGGAGCAAGAGACAGCUGGACAAGGUGGCAGUGAGCUAGACUUUUCUAUUAACGUUCUUCUUUUGGGAAAAACAGGGGUUGGCAAGAGUGCAACUAUAAAUUCCAUUUUCAAUCAAGCAAAGGUAUUUACUGAUGCUUUCCAGCCUGCCACCGAAGAGAUUCAAGAAAUAAUUGGCACUGUUAUGGGUGUUAAGGUUAAGGUUAUCGAUACCCCCGGUCUUCUUCCUUCACCUUCUGACCAACGACUAAAUCGUAGAAACAUGCAUACUGUGAAAAGGUUCAUUAGAAAUUCACCGCCAGAUAUUGUUCUCUAUUUCGAUCGGCUCGAUGUUAUAAACAUGGGUUACAGUGACGUCCCUUUACUCAAGCUUAUCACAGAGACUUUUGGGUCUGCUAUUUGGUUCAAUACUAUCAUUGUUUUAACCCAUUCUUCGUCAGCUCUUCCGGAAGGACCAGAUGGGACUUCAUUAGGUUACGAAGCAUUUGUUACCCAGUGCAAGAAUAUAAUGCAGCAUCAUAUACACCAAGCUGCAGCUGACAUGAGGCUCAGGAAUCCCUUGUUACUUGUAGAGAAUCAUCCUCUGUGUAUAAGAAAUAGGGAAAGGGAGAAAGUUCUCCCAAAUGGUCAAGCUUGGAGGUCCCAAUUCUUGCUUUUAUGCAUCUCCUCUAAGGUCUUAAACGAUGCAAAUGCCCUAUUGAAGUUUCAAGAUGUUGUUCAUGGGAAGCAAAACAAUCAGAGACGGCCAUCUUUGCCUCAUCUCCUCUCAUUCUUUCUUCAACCCUGUUCUGCACCAAAUGCAUCCGAUUUAAUGUUGAUUGAUGAAGUGGGGGAAGAGGUGUCUUAUUUGGAAUCUGAAGAUGAAUAUGAUAAGUUACCUCCCAUUCGCAUUUUAUCUAAAGGCCAGUUUAAAAGAUUGAGCAAAGCUCAGAAGGAGGAUUAUCUAGAUGAACUUGAUUAUCGAGAAACAUUGUAUCUGAAAAAGCAGUUGAAAGAAGAGCUUGGAAAAUGCAGAGAUGGCUCAAGUAUCAAUGGCAAAGAUGGGCACAAUGAAGGCGAACCCCCUCCAGACACAGUACCUUUGCCAGAUAUGGCCAUGCCGUUAAGUUUUGAUUCGGCUUGCCCCACUUAUAGAUAUCGCUCCCUUGAAUAUGGCAAUAAGUGGCUUGUGAGGCCUGUUCUUGACCCACAUGGAUGGGAUCAAGAAAUUGGGUUCGAUGGGGUAAAUUUGGAGGCAUCUUUUCCAAUAGUAAAGAAUCUCAAUACCUCUCUAAACAGUCAAUUGAGUAAGGACAAGCAAGACUGCAAUUUUCAGAUGGAGUGUGCAGCCACACACAUUGACGAGAAAGGCCCCUCUUAUUAUACUGGCCUCGAUGUUCAAAAUCUUGGCAGAGGUCUCGCAUGUACAGCUCGUGGGCACAUGCAAUUGAAAACCCAUAAAUAUAAUAAGGCUGGAUGUGGGUUUUUGAUGGGAUCCAUAGGGAGUAAUGUAUAUGUUGGUGCAAAGCUUGAGGACACCAUAGCUAAGAAGCGAUGGAAGCUUGUAGUUGACACUGGGGGUAUGGCAAGCCAAGGGGAUAUGACAUUUGGGGGAAGAUUAGAGGGAUCGUUAAGGGGCAAAGACUAUCCAGUUAGAAGGGAUCAAGCAAGUGUCUCUCUUACCAUGCUUUCGUGCAACAAAGAGGUGCUUCUUGAAGGCGGCCUAUUGGUCCGAUUUCGGCCAGCUCGUGGUACUAAUAUGGCUAUACAAGCAAAUGUGAAUCACAAGAAAAGUGGUCAGAUUUGCAUAAAGGCCAAUAGCUCUGAACACAUUCAGAUUGCAUUGAUUGCUAUUAUUCCAAUUGUAAGGGCUCUUUUUAGAAGAAGAGCGAUACAGCAUGAUCCUCCUGUAACUGAUCGAUGAGCUUUUUUGGGGCUACUAAUUUGUGCUUUUCUAUUGUGAGGGCUUCAUUUAAGACAUUUCCAUCCUGUAUUUGUGUUUCUUCUGGAGUAAUUACCCUGUGAAGCGGCGGUUUGGAUUAAAUAAAGAUGGCAUUCUGCAGCAGUAAAUGUGGGCAGCAGAAUAGACUUAGAAAUGUAUAUAGCAAGUUAUGGUUAGCCAAACAAAAAAGUUGUGCUCCAAUUGUUGAGAAUGAAUGACUCGGGGAACUUUGUGGUAUGAAAUGAUAAUUACAUUGGCCAAA